Molecule: messenger RNA, 318 nt
Organism: Staurois parvus
Lineage: Eukaryota; Metazoa; Chordata; Amphibia; Anura; Ranidae
Source: the annotation of a GenBank genome assembly
AUGCCUGUGAGAGCUGCGCCCAGUCCUGUGACUGCAGAGUCCCCACCGUCACCCAGUGUAUGGACAACUGCUGUCCCUCCCAGCCGACUUGCUCUAGCUGCCGUGAUGUCUCCUGUUGCCCCUGUGGCUUUGCCUGCGUCUACCAGCCCCCUGACUGUACCAUCAUUAACUGCAUCUGCUGCGAGAUUAAACUGCGGUGACGAGGAGGGGAGCCAUCAUCAGCCUAUAAAUGCCGACCAAGGGAAGCAGCGCUGUCCUCAGACGUCAUUUUGGUUCUCUCUCUGUCCCUCCUCCCAGAAUCCUUUGCAGCCCGGAUGA